This is a messenger RNA of Pseudomyrmex gracilis, 4957 nucleotides long. RefSeq names its product collagen alpha-1(XI) chain-like. The transcript has 17 exons. Gene Ontology annotation, molecular function: extracellular matrix structural constituent. The record is from RefSeq and is a predicted model, not a curated record. Bases 104 to 4888 code for a protein of 1594 amino acids. Lineage: Eukaryota; Metazoa; Arthropoda; Insecta; Hymenoptera; Formicidae.
UGAGGCGACGAUUACGAGGGCGAAAAUUUCGGGAGUUACACCGACGCAGAGUCGUUGCGGGGAUGACAAGACUGCCUACAGAAUUGAAAAUGCCGCAGUUUUGAUGGUUCCUGUCAAUAAAAUAUUUCCGACCGGUAUUCCAAGAGAUUUCUCCAUCCUGGUUGUUGCCAAGCUAAAGGCCGGUACCGCCGUAUCGAUGCUUUUCACUAUUUACAAUGUCAACGGCAAGCAGCAGCUGACCCUUUCGCUAGGACGCGAAAUUACUCUGCUUUAUAGCAGCACGAAUUCAAUUCGCGGUAAGGAUGAGCCGAUCUCCUUCGACGUCGACGUCUCCGACGGAGAAUGGCAUCGAUUGGGCGUCAGCAUCAAGGGCAACUCCGUUACGAUUGUCGCUGAUUGCGACAGAUUUUUCACGAAAGAACUGCGAAGACGCGGGGAGGACAAAAUCACCGGCUUCCUUGUGACAGGACACCAUAGUAGUCUCUUCAAUUUCGAAGGUCUCGAGACGUUAAAGAUUGCUCCUAAUCCGGACGCUGCUUACGAAAUCUGCACGAUACACGCGCCCGACUGCGAACGUCGAUCAGAUUAUAGUCUGAAUUACAAUUCUUCCUCAAGCGCGAACAGUGACGAUUACGAGGAAGAGAAUGAAACGGAUUUCGACGAAAACGAUAGCGAAGAGUUUCUCCCGUCUCACGGUUCUACUAUGGAAACUCUUAUACCUAACGAAAUGGAAACGACAACAAACGCACACAACACGGAAUCAACGACUGAGUCUUACGACGAAGAACGCGUGCGUACUUCUACAACGCAAAACCAACAUUACACCCGAGGUCCGCCAGGACCUCGUGGAUUCCCCGGACCACCGGGAGUACCCGGACCUCCGGGUAAAAAAGGCGAAUCCGGUAGAGACGGAUUGGCCGGGUUGCAAGGUAUACCCGGCCCACCAGGCAACGUUUUUGUGAUACCCUCGUUAAGAGAUGGAAACGAAAAGGGACCGGACUCGCUGACGGAAAUACUAAGGCACAUACAGUCGCAGUAUGCGCUCUCGAUGAGAGGUAUAGAGGGUCCGAUGGGUCUUACGGGCGUUUCCGGGCCGGAGGGACUACCGGGACUUCAAGGUCAGAAAGGAGAACCUGGUGAUAUCGGUGAACCUGGACCCAGAGGGGAAAUAGGAAGUCCUGGCAGUCCUGGGAGAGAAGGCAGAAGAGGUCGUUCCGGUAGAGAUGGCGAACGUGGUCCCAAUGGACCGCCAGGAAUGAAGGGCGAGCAAGGACCGGUGGGAUUGCCAGGUCUUCCUGGCGAUAAAGGUGAGCGAGGACUUACGGGUACACCUGGAGAGCCGGGAUUGCAGGGUCAUGAUGGAAUGCAGGGUGAAGAUGGUCCUCCUGGUUUACCAGGCCUGCCUGGUGAAAUGGGUCCGAGAGGAUUCAUUGGACCAAGAGGAUUUCCCGGAUUGCCGGGCAAUCCUGGUAUUCCUGGAAAUGAAGGUCCACCCGGUGCUAAAGGCAACGCUGGACCACUUGGUCCAUCUGGUCCACCGGGACAACCAGGUCCUUCAGGUCCAGUAGGAUCACCUGGGCCUCAAGGUCUUCCAGGGCCAAUCGGUUUAGUAGGCCCACAAGGAAAAUCCGGAAUUCCUGGUCUUGCGGGUGCUGAUGGUUCUCCUGGUCUCCCGGGUAAUGCUGGCAUUCCUGGGAUGAAGGGUGAGCAAGGACCGUCGGGCCCACAAGGACCAAUAGGCUUUCCAGGUGUGCGAGGUACAAAAGGUGACGAAGGACAGCGUGGACCACAAGGAGAACGUGGCGAAAAAGGCGAAAAAGGAUUGGAGGGUGAAAAAGGUGAAGCUGGAAUGAAAGGAGAUCCUGGAGCUUCGGGACCACAAGGAAUUCCAGGUCUUGAAGGAUUGGAAGGACCAAAAGGCAAUGACGGUCCUCGUGGUGAAACAGGUUCUUCUGGUCCACUAGGAGAAAAAGGAAAAAUAGGAGUGCCUGGAUAUGCUGGAUUUCCCGGAAAUCCUGGAGAAAAAGGAGACAAAGGACAAAUAGGUGUACAAGGUCUUAGUGGCGAAAAAGGAGACAGAGGAAACAUCGGAUUGCAAGGAGAACGUGGCGGAACAGGUCCAAGGGGAUUUAGAGGUACUCGUGGUAGAAGAGGUGCGGAAGGAUUACCUGGACCAAAAGGUGAUACUGGUCAACCAGGACCUCCUGGGCCAGUGGGCGAAGUCGGUCCGUCUGGUCUUGAAGGUCCUCGAGGAUUUAAAGGGCCACCGGGUCUACCGGGUCUUGACGGUAAAGACGGAAUACCGGGACCGCCUGGUGAACGCGGUUCAAUUGGAGAAUCCGGACCUCCGGGACCUUCAGGGAUACCUGGUGUUAUCGGUCCUCAAGGACCAGUUGGAGAACCUGGUCCAUCAGGUGAACCUGGAGCACCUGGAAGUCCAGGGCUUCCUGGAGAAGUUGGACCUUCAGGUGAACAAGGAAAAGAUGGUCCACAAGGUCCACCUGGUUUGAUGGGACCUAAAGGACUGCCCGGUCCUAACGGAUUGCCAGGAUUUCCAGGCGAAAGAGGAUUAAAUGGUUUACCAGGACUGCCUGGAUUGAAAGGAGAGAUGGGACCUCCUGGAAUUCAAGGACCUUCUGGCGAUAAAGGUUCUCAAGGUGAACCUGGAAAAGAUGGGCCACCAGGAUCAGAAGGAAAGCAAGGAUUCAAAGGAAAGAAAGGAUCAAUUGGACUUAAAGGAGACAAAGGUGAGCUUGGAUUACCUGGGCCCACAGGUCGCGACGGUCUACCUGGACAACGGGGCUUACCCGGUCCACCAGGACCAAUUGGAAUUCCAGGAGAGGAUGGCGAUAAAGGGAACAUUGGUCCACCAGGCGAGAAAGGAUUCAAAGGAUCUCAUGGAGAAAUAGGUCCUUCGGGCCCACAAGGAAUACAAGGACCACGUGGCGAACCUGGUUUAACUGGUCCUCCUGGAGAGAAAGGAUCACAAGGCGAGAUUGGACCACGAGGACCAAAAGGUGAAGACGGUCCUGUCGGAGCAACUGGACCAGCUGGACCUAUUGGAUUAACCGGUUUGCCAGGCUUAUCAGGUGAAAAAGGCGAAGUUGGAGAUCCUGGAAUAAUUGGGCCCGUAGGGCCAUCAGGUAUUCCAGGAGAACGAGGUCAAAGAGGACCGAGAGGUGUUAAAGGUGCAGAAGGUCCACCAGGCCCAGAGGGCCGUCAAGGUGAGAAAGGUGACAGCGGAAUACCAGGACCAGUUGGAAAACCAGGAAUGGAGGGGAAACAGGGAGAAAGAGGCCUUCCGGGAGCGAAAGGAGAAGAAGGCAAAGAAGGACCUGGUGGACCGUCGGGACCACGAGGAUUACUUGGUCCCGAAGGUCCAAAAGGUGAUAUUGGACUGCCUGGCUUCCCUGGUCCACCAGGAGAACCCGGUUUGAUGGGCGCAAAAGGUGAACCAGGAAAAGAUGGCGAAGAUGGACGAGCAGGUGAUCCAGGAAUAUCAGGUGAAGUUGGACCACCUGGCAAAGAAGGAUUGCCUGGCCUACCUGGAAAACCGGGUCCGGAAGGCCCAGCGGGUCAACAAGGUAAUACAGGCUUGCCAGGAGAUAAGGGAGAUCUGGGUUUACCUGGACCUCCGGGACUUCAAGGACCCAGAGGUUCUCCGGGUCCGCUUGGUAUUACCGGGUUACCAGGAGAAAAAGGUUUACCGGGGAUGGCCGGAGAAAGUGGCUCUCCGGGCAAACCGGGCGCUGAUGGUGCCCCUGGAUCAAUCGGACCGAUCGGUCCGAAAGGUCCGAAAGGCGACAAGGGUCGCAGAGGCGCUAAAGGACAUCGAGGUGAAUUAGGACAUCCCGGGAUCAAGGGUGAUCAAGGAGAAAAAGGACAGAAAGGUGAACACGGUCUUCCUGGAGUAGAAGGACCUAAAGGUAAUCCUGGACCUCCGGGUUUAAUCGGAUUCAAAGGAGAAGAUGGACCUGCUGGUGCGUCUGGACCACCAGGACCGCCUGGGCCUAAAGGAAACACUGGGAAUGAUGGAAAAAAGGGUGACACUGGUCCAGCAGGUCCGCCGGGUCCACCAGGAGUGCCUGGUCUAACGAUAGAUCAGCUUGAUUUUAGAGGAAUACCAUUUCCGUUUCAAGAAGAUGAGUCGAUAAGAAAAAGACGCUCAGGAAAUACGAAUAAUGAGGAUAAGGACAUGAAGUACAUAGACAUGUACAAGUCCAUUUUUACUAUGCAGCAACAAUUGAAUCGACAGUUAAGACCUACUGGUACAAGAGACAAUCCAGCAAGAACGUGCAAAGAUUUGUUUUACGGUCAUCCUGACUUUAAAGAUGACUGGUACUGGAUUGACCCAAAUUUAGGCAUGCCUGACGACGCUAUCUAUGUAUACUGUAACAUCACGAACAAAGGCGAAACGUGCGUCUUCCCCGAUAGUCACAAUAGUAAGAUGCCGAACGUACCGUGGAAAAAGGAUAAUGAUAAGAGCGAUUGGUACUCACGUUUACGCGGAGGAUUCAGAAUAACUUACGAAACGAUCGGAGUGGUACAGAUGAAUUUUUUGCGACUGCUCAGUCAAGAAGCCUAUCAGAACUUUACAUACACGUGCGUCAAUAGUGUCGCCUGGUAUAACAACGACGAUCCGACUCGCGGUCACGAUCUCUCGCUACGAUUGCUCGGUGAUAACGAAGACGAGUUUUCGUACAGCGGCAACAACAGACCGCAGAUUCUUGUGGACGAUUGCAAGAAGCGAAAUGGCAAAGCAAAGACCGUGUUCUUAAUUCGCACCAAGAACCCACAGCAGUUGCCCCUGGUCGACUUUUAUCCGCUCGAUUACGGAUCGCCGCAGCAAUCCUUCGGUUUCGCGGUCGGUCCGGUUUGUUUCAAGUGAAAGAAUGAAGUGAAUACGUUAAGUAAUUCUACAGUUUGCUUAUUUUUAUCCUAUUAUUAUACAAAAAGU